Molecule: messenger RNA, 588 nt
Organism: Meloidogyne enterolobii
Lineage: Eukaryota; Metazoa; Nematoda; Chromadorea; Rhabditida; Meloidogynidae
Source: the annotation of a GenBank genome assembly
AUGAAAAGAAUAACAAUUAUUUUAAUUAAUUUUGUUUUAUUUUUUAUUUCUUUAUUUUUAUUUUCUUUAUUAAUAAAUGCUGAAUUGAGUAAAAAUAACGAAAAAAUUUCUUGGAUUGUUGGUAAAUGGCGUUCAGAAUUUUCUGGAAAAGUUGUUUGGCCAAGUAUUCCAACAAUGACUUUUGGAGAAGAAUUAAAUAUACAAGAGGCUCCAAUGGCUGGAACUUCUGGGGUACAAUUCCUUAAUUGGAGUGCUCGUGCCUGGUCACAUUCCACAAAAGACCAUUUCCACGAUGAAUGGGGAUUUAUUACAGUAGAACCAAAUGGGAAUGCAACUUUAAUGACGGCAGGGAAUAACGGUUUUACUACUUAUGAAGUUGGAGAAGUGACUAGAAAUAAAAUGAUUUUAACUUUAAAAGAUAUUGGAAGGAUUUCAUUUUCGAGGGAUUUACCAGUAGAAGAUCUUCGGAGAACUUUUAUUAAACAUGAUGAUACCUAUAUGGAACAAAUUUUGGAAAUGAGAACAGCAACACACCCUAGACUAGGAUAUUUAGAACAUACAAGAGUUGUUUAUACAAAAAUUGUUUAG